Molecule: messenger RNA, 312 nt
Organism: Fusarium keratoplasticum
Lineage: Eukaryota; Fungi; Ascomycota; Sordariomycetes; Hypocreales; Nectriaceae
Product: DUF676 domain-containing protein
Exons: 3
Coding region: 1-312 (103 amino acids)
Source: RefSeq, a predicted model, not a curated record
AUGAUGGGUCGGCCUAUUAUCUUUGUGGCUCAUAGUCUCAGUGGCCUCGUAGUUGAGGACGGCUUACUUCACUCUAAAAACAGCGCCCAACUACAUCUCCAAGAUAUCUCUAAAUCCACCAUCGGCAUUGCCUUUUUGGGCACACCACACCUUGGUGCUGACCUAGCAAGAUGGGCUGACCUACUCAAAGGAUUCAAGGUAGUCCUUCAAGACUUUAACUCUAACAUUGUCGACGUUCUUAGGCCCGAGUCAGAGGUUCUGGCGAGGAUACAGGGCGACUUCCACACGAUGCUACGAGUGUGGAAGGACUAG